GUACUAGUACAGGUACGAGGUUGUGAGGGAGAAGGAGUAUAUGAGGUAUGAGGUGUCAAGCGGGCGCCGCCAGCUGAUGUCCUCACCGUCAGCUGAUACAACCACCUCUCACAGGCCCUCAUCUUCCUAACAAAAUGACACUUUCCUGCAUUUAGAAGAAAUUUAAUAUUGAGAUGUCGAAGCACUCGGGCACGGCGUCAGCACGCCUUAGGGCUGACUACAUGCGUAUCAAACGUGACCCUGUGCCUUAUGUUAUGGCUGAACCCCUACCUUCCAAUAUUCUUGAAUGGCAUUAUGUAGUUGAGGGCCCCGAACAAAGCCCCUACGAAGGUGGGUAUUAUCAUGGCAAGCUGGUAUUUCCCAUGGAGUAUCCCUUUCGCCCUCCCAGCAUCUACAUGAUCACACCCUCUGGUCGCUUCAAAACCAACACUCGUCUUUGUCUCUCCAUAUCAGAUUUCCAUCCAGACACCUGGAACCCAGCCUGGUCUGUGGCAACAAUACUUACAGGACUGUUGUCAUUCAUGCUUGAAAAAUCUCCAACAUUUGGUAGCAUUGAGACCAGUGACUAUGAAAAAAGACAAUUGGCUCAACAGAGUUUGAGUUUUAACCUUAAAGACAAGGUCUUCACUGAACUAUUUGCUGAUAUGGCAGAGGAAAUUCAAAAUAAACUGACCCAGCGUGAACAGGAGCUUGCAGAGAGAGCGAAGGCUGCAGAAAGUGGAAGCCAAAGUGACAGAGGCCCAACAAGCAAUGAUAGUACGAACCAGAACCUCGACGCAAGCCAGAUGUCUGCACUAACAAACCUGCUGGUUGUUGUUGGUUUUGCCUUAUUUGCAUGGACAGUGACGUACGUUGUUUCGACUUUAAGUGAAGAAGAAGGAUAGUGUGAAUUAUAUACCUAUAAUGGUCGAUGUUUUAUUUUAAAAUCUGCUAAUAUUUUGGAAAUGUUUAAAAGAAAUUGUCAUUAACAGUAGGGGGGGGGGAGGGGUGAAGGACUGAUAUUCAGUACUUCUGCUAUUAUUACUAUAUUCAUCUGAAGGCUGUAAUGAGAUAAGCUUCUGUGAAAAAUAUUCUCUUUUACUUGCGAGUAAUCUGGAAUGUGUUAUCUGAGUUGAACAUAUUUUUCUUUCCUUUUCUUGAUAUGCAUUUGUGUUUUUCCUAAGCUUACAGUAAAAAAUUGUGAGUGAGUGAGUGAAUGGAUAAAAAAAAGUGGAAUAUUUGUAUAUUAUUACAGUAUUUUUUCUGUGGUGAUAUGUUUUCUUUUGGAGGAGAAGCAAAAAUAACUGCAUAUUCACAUUAUUUGUAAAGAAGUAGCCCUGUUGUGAAUAUUAAUUGCUUUGUUAUUUGAUACGAAGGUUAUCAUAGUUAUGUAAGUUAUCUCCAGUGGCAAGCAAUCACCGAAGUUUAUACAGUACUGUUAUUUUCCACUAAGCCCUUGCAUAGAAUUUUAUAAAAAAAUAAAUAAAAAAAUAAAAGCCACCAAAUGAUGGCCACAACUGUACAGUAUGUAAUGCCUUCAUUCAGAAAAAUAUAUAUAAGCAUCAGUUCAUUCAAAAUUAUUAAGGUGCAUUAAGAAUAUAGUGAUAUGAAAAGAAAUGAGAAAUGGUUAUGUAAAAUACAUACCAUCUUAUGGUUCCAUUGUAGUACAGUAUUAAGAAGUGAAUUUCUUCUUGUACUUCAUUGUAUUUUUGUACUAUACUUAAUUGUAUGUUAGAUUGACUGUUCAGACAAAAAAAUUAAUUGUUAAAACAUCACCCACAUAUAGAUGUGUAUUUUUGUGGUGUGCUAAUAUAUAGUUGAACAGUAGAGUCUGACUAGUUUGAUUGCCUGUAGGAAUUGAACCAUAAUUAUCCAAGCUUUGUUUACAGCUGCAUCAUGCACUGAUUGGCUAAUCUAUUAAUAUUAGCAACAUUUAAUGGAGAAAAUAAUAAGGGUUGUUGCUUGAAGAUGGUGUGUAUUAGAAGACGUCAGAGAAUUGGAGGUCAUUUCAUAAGCACUAAUGUGUAAACAGAAUAUAAGAAGUUGUAUGAUUGCAGCUCUGCAGGUCAGUGUACACAACUUCAGGUGGAGCACAGAAUGCAGAUAGCAACCUAUCCUCAUGGUUUAUGUUAUACUUGUGCUAUAUGUACAUAUCAAAAAGUCCAUUUUGGAACUUAACCAUUUAGUACUAAAAUGCAUUUACAAAAUGGGAUAUUUUCAAAUAAAGAUGAAAAUCAUAGCCAAUUUAAUCUAGGCGUAACAAAUUAAUAUAGAGUUAUUUCUAUGUUAGGCCUACAUUAUACUUGAAAAGGUUGUAUUUCACUUUCAUUUUGGCUUCCCCAUCUCAAAAAAAUAAAUUGUAAGUGAAUUUUUUACUAAAUGGUUUCAUUUUAAUUGGUGUUAAAAAUCUGUACAUAAAGGUUUAGCACAAAUGUGGGGAUAGGUUAAAGACUGCCAGUUAUUAAAAUUGUAUGUAAAUAUGCAAGUUCAUAUGUAAUAUGAUGGCACAUUUAUACGUGUGUGUGUGUGUGCGUGCACGCUUAUAUUUUAUUCCGGCAAGUAUUUCCUUACUUCAUGUCAGUUCACACAGGACUUUUCUCUUUUUAUGCAAUCCUGUUUGGUUCCUCACAUGUUUUUAUUGUUAUUUUCUUCUAGAAUGUGUCCUUCCCAGCUCUCAGUUUUAUCACUUAUUAUUUUACUCUUGUUUUCCUCUUAAUAUGGCUGAGGCUGUGUAGCAGUUUGGGUUGGGUCUUCUCUAUUUGCUGUGUUUUAAAAUUCUCUCUCUCUCUCUCUCUCUCUCUCUCUGUUUCUUGGCUCUCUUGUACCACUCGCUCAUCCCCUCAUUCAAAUAAGUUUUCAAUCAACUUAUGUAUGUGAGUUUUGUCACUUUAGACAGUUGGUUAAAAUAUUUGUUAACUAUUCUGCUGUCAACUCUUGAGACAAGGAAAGCCUUAUUGUACUAUACUGUUUCCCAGCAUUUCUGGUAGAUGAAUCAUGUUGUCAUAUGGGAGUUUCUUUCUUGAGUUCUGUGUCCCUUGGCAUUCCUAAUAUAAAUUUUCUCAUCUCAA
This is a messenger RNA of Procambarus clarkii (red swamp crayfish), 3047 nucleotides long. RefSeq names its product ubiquitin-conjugating enzyme E2 J2. NCBI's taxonomy places the organism in Eukaryota, Metazoa, Arthropoda, Malacostraca, Decapoda, Cambaridae. The record is from RefSeq and is a predicted model, not a curated record.